AUGGCUUUCCUUGCAAAGUGUGGUGGGCCUCGCUAUCUUGAAUUUGCCGGAGUGCCACCGGCCACUGCUCCAGCAUGGGCUGGCGUGUUGAUCUCCAACGCCUCGCACUUUCUGGCAGUUUUAUUGCUGCAUGAACUGUCGCUGAGAGUCUUUGGACGGGGCCAGAAAGCCGCAAGCUUGGCUCUCGUCACUGCUGGGCUACACAUUGUGUCUCCGGCUGGACUUUUCUUGUCCGCACCGAAUGCAGAGAGUCCGUUCGCCCUCUUUCAUAUCCUGGGCAUGUUUUCGUACGCGGAAAGCUUUCUGUCUCGCCGGAACGGGGCCAUCAUGCGGAGUGACUUGUGGCUCCUGCUUUCCGGUGCGUCUGUUGGGGUGGCUGCCGCGGUCCGGAGCAAUGGCCUGAUCAGUGGCUUCUACUUUGCGUACAGCGCUAUUUUGUCAGGGAGCCAAGCCAUUCAAGGCGGGGUUUCUGUCAUGCAAAUAAGACAGCUUGCUGUCAUAGUAAUCGCAGGGAUUUUGGUCGCCCUGGGAUUUAUUCUACCCCAGAUCGUGGCUUAUUGGGAAUAUUGUGGCUUGGAAUCGUAUGAGCAGAGGCCAUGGUGCAGUGCAAUGCCGCCUAGCAUCUACUCAUUCGUGCAAGAACACUACUGGAACAACGGUCUAUUCCGGUACUGGACUGUGUCAAACAUCCCUUUAUUUGCGCUGGCCGGCCCUAUACUUGCAGUCAUGGUUGUUUCCUCGGUAUGGGCUUUCAACUAUCCAAGAAUCAAUAAGACGGCGCUGGAAGAGAAGAGGCCUGUGGUGAACGCUACAACUGUACUACCUAUAUUUGCGGCCCCACAAGCGUUCGUCGCUGUUUACAUUCUAACCGCUGGACACGUGCAAAUUAUCAACAGGCUAUCGUCGGGUUACCCGGUGUGGUAUUGGUGGAUCGCAGGUUUGUUGGACAAGUCUUCCAAAACUGAAGCAUGUGGCUGGGAUGCACCGAAAUGGAUCACAAGAUGGAUGGUCAUGUAUGCCCUUAUUCAAGCGGCCUUGUACUCUAGCUUCUUGCCGCCUGCCUAA
Messenger RNA from Aspergillus terreus NIH2624, 1065 nucleotides. RefSeq lists its product as uncharacterized. Gene Ontology annotation, cellular component: endoplasmic reticulum membrane; mannosyltransferase complex. The transcript is spliced from 3 exons. Gene Ontology annotation, biological process: GPI anchor biosynthetic process. Lineage: Eukaryota; Fungi; Ascomycota; Eurotiomycetes; Eurotiales; Aspergillaceae. The record is from RefSeq and is a predicted model, not a curated record. The coding region runs from base 1 to 1065 and encodes 354 amino acids. Gene Ontology annotation, molecular function: GPI mannosyltransferase activity; alpha-1,6-mannosyltransferase activity.